CCGGAGAUCUCCUAUUCAACUUUGAUUCAACGAGUCACGUUUCCCAGCGACACAAACAGCGAUCAACGUCAGGGAGCGCUGCUGACGCCUCUACCAACACUAGGCGACGAUCCGCGGCUGUACCAAAAGCGCAAAGAAGCCUUCCAAGGAACGCAUACUGUGAAACUCAUUUGAACCUGACACUGAGUCUGACUCUUCGGACACAUGGACACUCUUGUGCAAUACUGCGUGCGAGAACUUUGUUUUGAGGGCGACUACGGCUGUUCCAUUUCUCGAUUUAAGACUAUUGUUCAAGAGCACUACGACGCACAAAAUAUUAGCACCUCCGACCAGCUGAUCGACGAUAAUUUUAUUCAGUAUAUAUCCUCCCUUGUAAUACGUACUGGACAGGUCUCCAUAGGCCUCUGUCCUCCUCAAGUUCCGCAAGUCUUCGUUGCUCCCAAUCCGAUGACCUCCGCCAGAAAGCGUAAGAGGAAUAAAUCUAUUGAUUCGGAAGAAAACCAGGACGAAGGCUCCUCUCAGAGCACCUGCCCAUUGCAGCCAAUCGGUGGGGAUGGAAAGUCCGCGCCUUUAUUAGACCUCUGUACUGCGUAUGACUCUACUCUGCGCAUUGCAGCCAACCCUUCAACAAUUUUCCGGACUUUGACAGGAUCUCAUGCGAGACCCUCGAAGAUGACAGACAUGGCAUACACGGUGCUCAAGCUGGUUGCUUGCGGUCGAAACGAAGGCUGUACGGUUGAUGAGAUGGCCAAAACCGCCAAAUACUCAUCCGGAUCGAUGUUCCACCUUGUCAAAUCCCUGGAGGAACUCGAACUAGUGCACAAGAUCCGCAGUUCUGGGAUUUCCAAGAAUCGUGUUGUUCAUCGCUACUUUUGGGAACAUAGCGAAGUGUGGCAAAAAAUGGUUGCUGAGGAGAGACAACUACAGUCUAUCGCGAUAGAAGUUCAGAGCGGCCCUUCUCAGAACGAACUUGCCAUUGCCUCCGCCGUUUAUGGGACCCACGAAGAGGAGCUGGUGGAUGAAGAGGAAAAAUCCCAACAUGAUAUCGAUGAAGCUGUCAAAGAGGCUCAAUCCUUGGAAUUUGAGCCUUUGGAUCCUCUGACACUCGGAAGCUUCCCAUUAGUUGCUGCGCGUGUCAAAAAGUUGCUGGGAAACUGUGCCAACAACACUCAUGCUUACACAAAUGCAUUGCUCGCCAUUGGAUGUCAGAACCCUACUCGCGCGGAUCGACGACUUUUCCGGCGCCAAAUCAUUAACAUGGAACGCCGCGGGCUUAUUGAACGAGUGUUUGUGCCGUCAAAAAAGGUUCGAAAUAAGAUGAUCAUUUGCAUUCGCCCCACCGUAGGUGGGCAACUUGUCCAGGGAAGAUCCCAUAAAGAUGAGGUUCCGGAGACGUUGGCAAAGUGGAAUGUCACUAUUCAUCGCCAGCUAACUGAAAUUGCGGAUACUUUAUCCCAACGUGGUAAGACGCACAAUGAAAUGACGGCGCUCCUCGGUCAGUUCGAUGUGCGUACAAUCGAACAUCUCAUGAAGAAGAAUGAGGAACAUCCAGUGCCCCAUCAUCUCCGCCAUUUCGCUAUCGUCUCCGAAGUCAUGCAUUAUGGGCGCGAAUGCCGCACGGAAUACUGGACAAAAUCGGUUCUUCAGCGCUCACAACUUGAUCCAAAUGCUGUCACUGAGAAACUCAGAAAUAUUUUGGCUGAGGACUUGUCUGACGCGGCAAGUUUUGGAGAAUUCCUCGAAGAAGAAUUUUACGAUGGGGAUGUUGACACCCUGGCAACAUACGUCGACAAUUUCUGUCGCCCCACAAUGAAGCGAGAUCGUAGGACCAGUCUUAAAGCAGAUGGGACUCCUCGUAAUCGGAAUCCAAUACUGCCCGAUGGGACUGUCAAGAAAGGCCGCCCACGAAAGGAGUGGAGUGUGCCAGAAAAGAAGACUAACGCUAUUCGAAAUAUUCCAUCAGUGGCACCAAAGAAACAUGGCAGGCCACCAAAGGACAGGAAUUUGGCGCAGGAUCCUCAGAACCCACCUGCCGCUACGCAUGAAACAACACGAGGCGGAGAUCUAACCUUAGGUCGGGGCAGACGAAACAGAGCCGCGAGACAGAACCCAGAAAGAGUGACUGAGGCGGACAAUUCUUCUGCCGGUGUUGGCAGUAUGGGGGUUUCUCCAUCCCAAAUUUCAACGAAGGGACAGGAUAAGCUCAGUGGUAGACCGCCUAAAGUCAAGGACCCAGAGGGUACUUCCAAUAAUGGAAAUCCUGUCAAUUCGACGUUAAUUGGUGGUGGCUUUCCCGAACAAUCGAUUCUUAUCAAUGACCAACGUCCUGGGAUAAUCGAGGACCCUAUGUUGAAAUUAACGAGGAAAGCCACAAAGCGUCCUGCGAUAGCAGGUUUAUCUGAAAAAAAUCCAACUAAACGUCGUAAGACGACAAAUGUUGAAUCUGGGGUUUCUCGUCCCCCUCAAACAGUGCGUCCCCAUCCGCAGAUCAGCACAACCCGAAAGCAACCAAAGCGCACUCUCGGAAAGGGAUGCCAAUCUUACGGCUUUGCGUCGACAGGAAGAACUCCUGACAGUUCUUCAGGAUCUUGGGGGAUCGCACAUUUGUCGGAGAAUCGAAUAUACGAACAGUUCCAAAAGGUCAUCAAAAGGAGGAUCGCGGAUGGCGUAGUCACGAGCACUCCGGAAGGGAUGUCUUUAGAUCCGCGGACCCUGAGUAAGACAAUGAACAGUCUCAGCGACCGAGGGCGAGUUGUUCUGAAACGAGUGGUCUUACCGACCAAGAGAGGCACUACCGACAAAUUCACAAUUGUCCAUCUAAUCAGCACAGAGCUUGAAGAUGUCAACAAAUUUAUCACUUCCCUUGGAAGUUCAUCUCACCCAAGUCAACCCGCCCUUCCGAGAUUAGGUACUUCUAUUGACUACGACGAAACCAAAAUUAGUCACGAUGGAACAAAGGAAAAAUCCGAGUCGAUGCUAAAAGCAAUCAGAGAUGGAACUAGCGAUCCUCGAAAAAUACGCCAAGAUAUCUUUGGCGAGCGUCGUGUCAUCGAUCAAAGCUUAGGAUUCCUCGUGGGCCGAUUCGCUCGCGCUCGCGAAUUACAUCUAUUCGUGUCUAAUCAGAUAGACUUGUUGGGGGCCGGAGGAAAUGCACUUCACAUCGUGUCCGCUAAUCCUCCCGUUUUUUCCACUCGUUAUUUAUGGGAAGGCAUCCCAAUUGGGACUUAUUGUGCGCUGGUACCACCUUCCAAGGUUCACGACGAAGUGGUUGCAUUUAUGGCCGACCCUCAGCAUAAGUGGACUCCGUGUUCAGAGGUUUCCCCGAGUGUUACGCGGCUUCUCGGAAUCGGGAACAGCAAAUGCCGAAAAUACAUCACGGACACGCUUGGUCGACUGAGAGAACUUGGCGUUGUCACCCCCCUCGUUGCGUCUAGCUCGGCGGAGCCCUUCAUUACCACUCCGAACUCCUCCCAACCCACUUCUUUUGAUGUGGAACCAGAUACUUCGGGGUUCAUCUCUUAUUGGACAUUCACUCCUUCGGCUCCCAUUUGGCUUUUCAGAGAUGCUGAAAACGGCUCCCCGCACAAAUUAGAUCAACCAAUGCGAACCAUGGAACAAAGGACGCAGUACUGGCAAUUAUUGUAUGAUGCCUCUAUUUCCUCAUCCCCAGCCCCAACACGCCCCAUCUCCUUGCCUCGUGCCCUCUUCCAAGGCGAUCCUUCUAUUGCUUUCCAUAUUCGACGGCCAAUCUCGUGGAGCGCUUCCUAUGUGCUGGCGAAAUUGCAGCGCGAUUUCCUUUCGUCGUGCUUGGAUAUCAAUACUUGUGCGUAUGAUGAGUCUGAUCUUACCUUCUGGAAAGAGAUGACCGGGGCACCGCUGUACGCCAUCAACUCUUUCAUGGAGGAGGAGCAGAGGAGGUUGCGGAACGAAAAACAGCGAUUACUUGGUCAGACUAAACCUCGUCGUGAGCCGGGUAAGGUCUUGUCCCUGAAGAUUGCCGAGACGAAACAGCGGUUGGAGAAGGAAUGGGAGGAACUGUUAGAUUCAAUAUAUCGAGGGCCGAUCCCUGAUGAAAAACGAAGAAGCUUAACACAGUGGCGCGAGGCCUUUACCAACUCUGGGGGGCUUUCUGGCUUGAAGAGGAAUACAUCGAUCGUCAGAGGAAUCGAGAAUGUUCUCAACAUCAACAAACCUCUGGUCAUGAAGGAGCUGAUAACUAAAUUCAAGUCUCGCCAAACCAUCCGGCCCCUACUUCGAAAAGGUCCGGCUCAGAAAAAGGAAGAAAGAAGAGAAGAGAACACUAGCGCAGUUCCGAAGGCUCGACGACGUUUCGGUUGGAACGACGACUUCGACGAGCUCGCUCGAGACGCUGGCGCCAUCAUCAGAGCUCGCUGCCGCCGCCUCUCGAAACCAGUUUGGGGAGCACUCUCACAGGUAUUUCCUACUAUCUCUCGUCACAGUGCACGUAUGCGCGUUUCCAAAGUCCUUGGAGGAGGACAUGCUGCGUACGCCAAGAGGCUGGAAGCUCAAUGGAUGGACCUGUGGUUGAAGUUUCGUGGAUCGACAGACCUUCCUGAUGACCAUCCCGAUGACCCCGUAAAUUUUGACUUGCUAACGCAUGUCGACUUCUUAAGAAGAUACAUAGACAAGGGUAAACUUCGGGCCGGAGUUAUUGACCGAGAGACCAAGCUGUUCGGUGCAACACUUCCGAAAAGCAUUUGCCUGAUUGCCCAGCGGUUCGGAUACACGGACGAUUCCCGAUCUUAUGAUCCAAAGUUCGAUUACUUCCUCACCACCGUUGGAGAUGAAGUUCGUGAAAACGCUCUUUGUUCCGACCCAUUCGUCAUGAGGUCUGCCAGCGAUGCCCCUUCUACAGGGGGUCCGAGAAUCAGGGGGCUUACUCAGGCAGCAAUCAAGAUGACUGUAUCCACACCCGAGAACAUUUACGACGAUAAACUUGCAGUGGCACUCCUACGACAGCUUGGGGACACAGAAGUUGCCGAAGCUAACGAAGCUCUUCGUACGGAAGAUGUUCUCGCACUCUCCAAUCAUGACCCAUCACACCCUAAGCCGGGGCGCGGAUACCGUUAUCACGACGCAAUGAGUUCGGCAAUUUUUGGUGUAUUCCCCAAUAAGGUGUAUCGGGACGCCAUCGUGUUGGAAGAAGAUUUGCUUGCAAAUGAUGAAAAUAGCUGGAAUGAAUGGCCCUUGCUUGCCUCUGACGGCACCACUGCUGCAUUGUUAGGUUUGGUUUCCGAUGAAAAGGUCGAGCUUGAGGUGGAACCCCCUUCGCUUGAAGAAAUCAAGGAUAUGGUGGCGGGAAACAGCAAGAAAAUUGGUUCGCAACCGCAAGGAUCACAACCUUCAUUUGAGUUAACAUUUGAAAUAGAUGAUGACCACAUUGAACCGAUGCUUACCUAUCGGGUCAGUGAGGACACUCACGAUCCGUCCUUCUCUGUAUCGCCCAGCGUGUCACCAGCUUACAAGACCUCGGAGUUGCCGUCUAUAGGGAACCCGACUGGCGCCUUAGGGCAUAGCAUAACAUUUGAUGCUGCAUGUGGGCCUCAUCCAUGCGUUGCCAAGGCUGCUGUGGACUGUGAAGCCUGCAUAUUACGCUCUUCGGAAAGGUUGUUUGCCAACUCAGCAUUAUCUGACGAGCUCCAUCAGGUAUUGGAUGCUGUGAGGGAUGCAGGAGAAGCUGGAAUCUCGAAAGAGAAUCUACUUGCUCAAGUACAGGUCCCACGAGAAUUGGUCGAUAUUGCUGCCCAGCUGUCCUUGUCGCGUCCCAGCACCUUCCCGCUUGGGCGGGGUCAACCCAGGGAUCGGCGGAAACCAGAACAGGUUCAUAAAUGUGUUCCCCCGACGAUGGAAGGAUAUACGUGGGCAAACUCUCCAGAACCUGUGGGAUGCAGCGCUAAAGGCGGUGAUGAGUCACAUCUGGCUCCGACCUGGAGUUUCCGAGGCAUGAUAGCCAUUCAUUCUAAGAGGCAUAAUCCUGAUGAUGUACCUUUCGUACAGAUGGACCUCUUCUCCAGGCUUAAAGGUGUCUAUGAUGAACCAGAAAUUCGGGAUGUAUUGAAAACUCUCCUAAACGAUGGGUUCAUCAGGCGACAAUUUGAUGAUGACCUCGAUUCGAAAAUUCUUGGGCUCAAUUCAGACCUGGAAGUAGGCAUCGGCAGUCAACACGAAUCACAAAACACAUACUGGUCACCAGGUAACCUCUUACCGUGGUAUCGGAUCUCUGCGUAG
Messenger RNA from Cantharellus anzutake, 6249 nucleotides. RefSeq lists its product as uncharacterized. The transcript has 17 exons. The record is from RefSeq and is a predicted model, not a curated record. Gene Ontology annotation, cellular component: transcription factor TFIIIC complex. The coding region runs from base 205 to 6249 and encodes 2014 amino acids. Gene Ontology annotation, molecular function: DNA binding. NCBI's taxonomy places the organism in Eukaryota, Fungi, Basidiomycota, Agaricomycetes, Cantharellales, Hydnaceae. Gene Ontology annotation, biological process: transcription initiation at RNA polymerase III promoter; 5S class rRNA transcription by RNA polymerase III.